Messenger RNA from Sclerotinia trifoliorum, 2302 nucleotides. NCBI's taxonomy places the organism in Eukaryota, Fungi, Ascomycota, Leotiomycetes, Helotiales, Sclerotiniaceae. The record is from the annotation of a GenBank genome assembly.
UUGUUGUGUAUGUUAUAAUUAUGUAAAAAUGUAUUCAAUGUUUUCACAUCGUGUCUAUCUCCUGUUUGAUUACACAUUUCUCAAUUACGUACCUCCGGAUAUCCAUUUGAUGUGAUAUCACCUAUGUUAGGUUUAGCGGUAGCCCCGCGGUGUAGCUUAUCCUUCACGAUAAAUCCGAUAAAAGAACAUCUUCAUCAAGCUCUCCGGAACUCCAGUUACUCCAGUUGAUUCAAUUCCGGCACACCAUUUUCACUAAGGUACAAUACCGUCCCUUUCUUCUACUCACCUGGUUAAUGUUUGUUUGUUAUCACAUAAUCAGACAUCAAUUGUCAGCAACCAAUUGUUGUUCCAUGGUGACGUUGGUGCUAGAACUGGAAUUGCUACAAUAAAAGCCCCGAGCUUGACACCCCGCCCCUCAACAUGAAUAACAUAAUAAGAUCAACAACAAGAAUACUACCACAUUCACGAUUUCAACCAUUUACUUUACCAAUUAUCAAUUCACGAAAAGCUUCCAACAUGUCGCAUACCGUGCCAAAACUCAAUGACCCAACACUGUUCAAGACCGGAGUUGCGUAUGUUAAUGGGGAAUGGGUAAAGGCAGCUUCUGGACAGACAUUUGAGGUUACCGGUAUGCUUCGCGGUCAUUAUGAGUCAAUAUGAAGUUAAAGAGCUAACAUAGUUACUCUGCAGAUCCAUCUACUGGAAAGUUCAUUGGAAAUGCUCCAGAGUUCGAUGUAGAUGACACGAAGAAAGCAAUCGAUGCCGCAGCCGCAGCCUUCCCCUCAUUCAGAACUACAACAGGACGCGAGCGAGCCAAGCUAUUACGGAAGUGGUAUGAUUUGAUGGUACGCCAGACAAAUAACGUCGAAUACAGUGAGGAUAGUCACUGAUUGAUUUCAUGCAGAUUGAAAACAGUGAGGAUCUUGCCAGGCUCAUAACAUGGGAGAAUGGAAAGCCUUUGGCGGAUGCAAAGGGAGAGACAACAUACGCAGCCAACUUUUUGGAGUGGUUCAGUGAAGAAGCUCCUAGAAAUUAUGGUGACGUUAUCCCAUCGUCCAUUCCUGGGAACAGAGUUAUCACCUUGAAGGAGCCUGUUGGUGUCGUUGGACUUAUUACGCCGUACGUCUACCCACAUGAGAGCUACGCAAUACUAAUUUAGUCUAGAUGGAACUUCCCAGCUGCUAUGAUCACAAGGAAGAUUGCACCUGCGUUGGCAGCUGGUUGUACAGUUGUUGCAAAGUCUCCUGGUGAGACACCCUUCACCUCACUUGCCCUCGCCGAACUUGCACAUAGAGCAGGGAUUCCUAAAGGUGUAGUCAACUUUGUCAGCGCUCUCAAGAACACACCCGCUGUAGGCGAGCUCCUCACUACAUCCCCGAUCAUUAAAAAAGUCUCUUUCACUGGAUCUACUGGCGUGGGUAAAAUUUUGAUGAAGCAGUCAUCUUCAACAUUAAAGAAAUUGUCUUUUGAGCUUGGUGGAAAUGCUCCCUUUAUUGUAUUCGACGAUGCAGACCUUGAUGUUGCAGUAGCUGGCGCCAUUGCAUGCAAAUUCCGUUCAUCUGGACAAACUUGCGUCUGUGCUAACCGCAUCUUUGUGCAAUCUGGAAUUUACGAUGCCUUUGCCGAAAAAUUUGCGGCAAAAGUUAAGGAUUUCAAAGUUGGAGGUGGUUUCUCCGAUGGUAUUACCCAUGGGCCCGUUAUUCAUGACCGUGCUGUCGACAAGGUGGAAGCACAUGUUCGAGACGCUGAGAAGAAGGGAGGAAAGGUCAUCCAAGGUGGGCAAAGGAUUCCUGAGCUUGGGGUCAACUUUUUCCAACCUACUGUCAUCACUGGUGUCACUCCUGAUAUGGAUAUCGCGAACGAGGAAACUUUUGGCCCUGUUGCCGGAUUACUUAAAUUCGAUACGGAAGCGGAAGUGGUUCGAAUUGCAAACUCUGCCGAUGUCGGCUUAGCAGGCUAUUUCUUUACCAAAGAUGUUGAAAGGGCCACUAGAAUCUCCGAGGAACUAGAGCUUGGAAUGGUUGGUAUCAAUACUGGCUUGAUUAGCGAUGUUGCAUCUCCAUUUGGUGGUGUUAAGGAGUCCGGAUUUGGACGCGAGGGAAGCAAAUAUGGAAUUGCAGAGUAUCAAACCAUCAAGACAGUCACAAUUGGAGGCAUGGGAAAGCCAUUGCAAAGUUAGAGGAUCAAAAAAACUUGGAAUAGGGCAGAGAAAUGAUACCACAUGUUUUUACGUUUUCAUACAGUGAAAUUUUCCGAGCUCUCAAUAUUACUGGUGAGCCAUUGUAGUAUGUGCUAGGUAGUU